UUUUUGACUGUGAUAUAAAAGAUUGGCGUUCAACUGAUUAGCAUUUAGUUGAUUUGUGCUUGUCAAUUGGACCAGUUCGGUUGUGUUGAAAAUUGUGACGCCUACGUCUUUACUUAAAAUUUAUUUGUGCUGUGGAAAAAAUGCGCGCUCUUAUUACACUCUGCUUGCUCGUUUCGGCGUACGCGAAGCCACAGGGCUACAGCUACCAGAACCAACAAAGCAGCUACCAGAAUCAGCAGAACAGCUUUCAAAUCAAAUUGCCUGGCAUAAGCAGCACUUCAAGCGCACAACAACAACAACAGCACAGCUCUAGCGCACCGCAAACACCCGGUUUCCUACAACAAGCGCUAGAAAAUGCCAAACUAACGCAAUCGCUUAUCAGCGCACCAGUACCAGCGCCAGCGCCCAGCGUUGCCACACAAAAUAACUACUAUCAGAACGCACCACUACAACAAGUGCCACAAUUUCAGUCUAACUUUCAACCCAGUCAUGGACCGCUGCAACAGCCCGCCACAUUUGCUACAUACCCACAACAACAAUAUCAACAAGGCGGUGGCAGCUUUGGACCAGCGCCAUCAUCGCUAGUCACCAAGGACAUCUAUGUGCAUGUUGCUCCCGAAGAGCACGAGGAACACUACCAACGACCAGUGUUGCCACCACCACCACCACGCAAGCACUACCGCAUCGUUUUCAUUAAGGCGCCAUCGCCAAAACCGAGCGCCGCAGCAUUGCGUAUCAAUCAAGCGCCCACCGAGGAGAAGACCAUUAUUUAUGUGCUCACACGCAAACCGGACCCACUCGACUUGGAGGCGGCCUACCAAGAGGCAGCGCCCAAACAGCCCAGCAAACCGGAAGUCUACUUCAUCAAGUAUCGCACACAAGAGGAAGCACAACAUGCACAACGCACCAUCCAAGAGCAAUACGAUCAAUUAGGUGGCACCACACAGGUCUCCGACGAGGGCAUCGCACCGGUAACCUCAGUGAUAGGCUCGCUGGAUCCACGUGGCGCAGGCGCAGGCGGUAGCAUCAGCAGUUCCAGCGCAUCGAGUAGCAGCAGCAGCAGCGCUAGCAGCAGUGCCAGCAGUAGCAGCAGUGAAGGAGGCAGUUUAGGCAAAUAUUUGCCCCCAAUUACAGGACUUUAAAUUUAGUUAAUUAAAUUUUUUUAGCGAUAUUAAAUUAAUCGACUGAAAGCGAUUUUAUGGCACAACAAAAGAAAACAAUGACUCACAAAAACAAAAUACACGCACACAAACACAAAAAACCCACAAGAAAAUAACACACACACACAAAUAUACAACAUUACAAACACACUCGUUUAUAUUCGCUCGAUUAUAUCCGCUUGCAUUGCCGCAUGCAGGCGAAUCAAAUCAGAGUUGAUUUUCGUUAUUUUUGCCUAUUUUGAUGAUAAAGUCUGUUAAUUAAUUUUGUUGUUAUUGUUAAACUUCUUGUAUCUGUGUCAUUAUGCUUAUAAAUGCUCUGAACACAAUGCAACCAUUGUUGUUGUUGUCUAAUUUGUUAAUUGAUAUUUUUGGCAAAAUAUUCUUUUGUUGAUUUAUUUAUUUAGUUUUCGUUUUCUUAUUAAAUUUUUGUUAUUUACUGUUAAUUUAAUUUGUAUCAUUAUGCCUUUAUAUACGAGUAUACUCAUAUAUAAUAAAUGAUCGUGUCUCUGCUGCUGCAGCCGGCCAUCCGCCGCUAGUCGAUCGGCAAGGCUCGAAGCGAUGAAUGCCAACUAAAUUAUAAAGAAACGUAUCUAUACAAAUUUAGUUGUAAGUUGUUAUGUAAUAAAUAUGCAUUUUGCCAUUUUUUCUACUAUUUUCGGUAGAUAUGUGUGUAAAAUAGAAAAGCCGUCGUCACGCAGCGCCUUAUUGUGCAUAAAUAAUAUAUAAUUAUAUUUUUAUAUUUUGUAAAAAAAAGUCCAAACCGGUUUAAUUGUUUGCCUUCAAAUUUGAUAUGUCAUAAUUUAUUUUCUAACGCCGAAUUUCGACACGGAGAAAUUAGCAUGGUGUUGAGUAAGCGCGAACGAAGGAGAGGCGUUAGCGAAAAUGUCGAAAUGUCAAUGUUUUGAAACCUUUAUCAUUAUAAAACAAAAAAACAACAAUACAAUACAACAAUAUGACAAUAAAAAAGUAGCAACAGAUUGAAAUGAGUUUAGUUUAAAAGAGAAACAAGAAGAGAAGAAGAAAUUGUCCAAAUACGAGAGCACGAACUGACCUGUCUUAAGACGAUGCCGCAGUUAACAAUGGGUGCGUGCAUAUAUAUAUGAGCAGAGGAAGCUCGUGAUUUGCAGCAGCAUUACAAAUUUUAUUGAAUUGUAAUAAGUGUUAACUUUUAACUGACUUUUCGUUUAAUUAAUUUUUAGAAAAUUAAAAAAGGUCUCAUAAAAGUAACAGUAAAAAGAGUAGCAUUAAACUGAGCUUUUACUUUUUCAAUAAAGUGUCAAUAAAAGCAAUAUACAUAUUAAGCUGCGUAAAGCACUAUCAAAAUAAACUAUCUUUAAAUUAUCCACAAGGAUGUUAUUGUAGAUUUACGUGUGGAUCAGUUCAACAAAUUCAUGAUGGAUGUAAGAAAUUGCAUAUUCCGUAAACUAUAAACUCUUAUGAAGUUCGAUGCAAGACUUUGCAUUAAUAUAAUCAAAUUUCAA
Molecule: messenger RNA, 2641 nt
Organism: Bactrocera oleae (olive fruit fly)
Lineage: Eukaryota; Metazoa; Arthropoda; Insecta; Diptera; Tephritidae
Gene: TwdlG
Product: TweedleG
Source: RefSeq, a predicted model, not a curated record